Molecule: messenger RNA, 387 nt
Organism: Saccostrea cuccullata (small rock oyster)
Lineage: Eukaryota; Metazoa; Mollusca; Bivalvia; Ostreida; Ostreidae
Exons: 2
Coding region: 1-387 (128 amino acids)
Source: RefSeq, a predicted model, not a curated record
AUGGAAAAGAACAACUACUCCAUGUCAGAUUACAGCUUGAUUGAGAAUCACAGAGAACUGACAAAAAUGCUGUCCGAGUUGGAGGUUCAUACGACAAACUGUGAACAAAACAUGCAUUCAGUGAGGUUCAGUAAAGGUGAAAUCAAUGAUGACUUUCUCGGGUCUUUGGUUGGAAAAACAUUGGAAUUAGACAGCAUUGAAUCUGUCUCUACAUUCAUCAGUACAGAUCCACUGCGACCAUUAGGAAUCUGUCAGUCAGUGGACGGUGGACUACUGGUCACCUUUAGAGACAUUAAAUCAGAUGCUUACAAAUUAGAGCCACAUAGGAAACGUCUGGCGAGACACGUCACAAUGACAGGUGAUGUCAUCCAUGAAUAUGAGUACUAG